Rhineura floridana is the source of this 2804-nucleotide messenger RNA. RefSeq names its product aminoacylase 1 (gene ACY1). Gene Ontology annotation, cellular component: cytoplasm. Bases 220 to 1470 code for a protein of 416 amino acids. The transcript is spliced from 15 exons. Gene Ontology annotation, molecular function: aminoacylase activity. The record is from RefSeq and is a predicted model, not a curated record. Lineage: Eukaryota; Metazoa; Chordata; Lepidosauria; Squamata; Rhineuridae. Gene Ontology annotation, biological process: amino acid metabolic process.
CGGCACGAGUGAGGGGGCCCUGCCCGGGAAGGACCCCCUUGCCGGCUCGGACGCAGCGACAGCGCCUGGCACCGUCGCUGGCCCUUCUGCCUGCAGGGGGGAGGGGGAGGCCAGCCUACCGCUGCCUCUUGAGGUGUCUGCUGAACUACUUGUUUACUUAGCAGUUGGGCCAGGGCAGGAGCCGCCUGGACUCUAAUAUCCUGUGUCCAGAAGGCUAACAUGCUGCCAGAGAAAGACCCUAAAAGGCUAGGGGAGAAGGACCCCAAAGAAGACCCAUCGGUCACUCUCUUCCGGGAAUAUCUGAGAAUCAAAACUCUCCAGCCAGAGCCUGAUUAUGACACAGCAGUGAAAUUCUUAGAGAGAAUAGCCUCAGAACUUGGCCUACAGUGUCAGAAAGUGGAGGUCUGCCCUGGCCGUGUGAUCACCAUCCUGACCUGGAAAGGCACAAACCCACAGCUCCGCUCCAUCUUGCUGAAUUCCCAUACAGACGUGGUACCAGUAUUUGAGGAAUAUUGGCGCUAUGACCCCUUUUCAGCCUUCAAGGAUGCUGAGGGAAAUAUCUAUGCACGUGGAGCCCAAGAUAUGAAAUGUGUUUCCAUCCAGUACAUAGAGGCCAUCCGGAGACUGAAGGCCGAAGGGAGACAGUUUCCACGAACUGUUCAUAUGAGCUUUGUCCCAGAUGAAGAGAUCGGGGGCCACAAGGGGAUGGAAAUGUUUGUGAAGCGACCUGAAUUUGCAACACUUAACAUUGGCUUUGCCUUGGAUGAAGGAUUGGCAAACCCAACAGAUACUUUCACUGUAUUCUAUGGCGAAAAAUGCCCAUGGUGGAUUAAAGUGAAGGUAGAAGGGAACCCAGGACAUGGAUCCAGAUUCAUUGAGAACACAGCUGCUGAAAAGUUGCACAGAGUGAUCACAUCAUUUCUAGAGUUCAGAGAGCGUGAAAACCAAAGGUUGAAAUCAGAGAAGCACCUUACUUUAGGUGACGUCACCUCCCUCAACCUGACCAUGUUGAAUGGGGGCAUCUCCUUCAACGUGGUCCCUUCUGAGCUGUCUGCUGCCUUUGACAUCCGCAUCCCACCCACAGUGGAUUUAAAGGCAUUUGAGGAACAGCUCUCAGCCUGGUGCCGGGCAGCUGGGGAAGGUGUUACCUAUGAGUUCCACCAGAAAUACACGGAUCAGUCGGUGACCUCCACAGAGGAAUCUGACCCCUGGUGGAAGGCGUUCAGUGGCACCUGCAGGGACAUGAACAUGAAGCUGAAAUGUGAGAUCUUCCCUGCUGCCACAGACAGCCGGUAUAUCAGAGCGGCCGGACACCCUGCUAUUGGCUUCUCCCCCAUGAACCGCACCCCUGUGCUGUUGCAUGACCACAAUGAAUUCCUGAAUGAGCAGAUCUUCCUUUGUGGGAUUGAGAUCUAUGCCCACCUCAUCCCUGCACUGGCCAGUGUCCCUCCUCUACAAGCAGAGGCCUGAGGUGGUCUGAGCAGAAGGCAGCAGUCUGAAACCUGGGGUGGGAGUGAGACUAGCUAAAAAACUGCAUUGCUUCCUAUUUUGAGAUGGGCCCCUGCUAGAGGGGAACGUAGGCUUUAGAUGUUUUGACUUGGGGGCUGGUGGCUUGCUGAGAUCACACGCAAGACAGACUGCGGAGUUCCAGCAUCCCUGAGUAGUAUACAAGAGGCCAAAGCAAGCUGGAAGCAGAAACCAACACUUGACACCAGCACAUACAAAGUACAGCUCUGUAGUUGUCAGGGACUGGUCCUCUGCUCUAUACCAAAGCACUUCUAGUCAGGAUCCUUGUUUGCACAGUUCCUGCAGCAGGUCCAGAGCUCCUACUCUUUAUCAUUAACACCUAUCCAUUUUGAGGUGAAAAGGAUAAUCCUCAAGCACCAGGUUUGUAAGACUGAGGUUCUCACUGCUGAGGCUUCUUUGGAUGCAUAGCAAAUUAUUGUUCCCCUGUCAUUGGCUCCUUUUGUCCUCAGCCCCCAUUACUCCAGUGCCUCUCCCUUCUGUCCUGUGAUUAUCAUGCGGGGGGGGAUCCCUUCUCCAUGUACCAAACCCAAGGGCAAAGCAACUGGAGAAGCAGAAGUCCCCUAACCUGCAAGAAUAAUUGAGCUCCCCUGUCGAUCCUUCUCUUUUGGGGGAAUGCUGUUGCUUGACACCUGGCUGUUUUGCUGGCUUUCUUGGUUAUGACACGUCUGGUUCUCAAAAGAAUAGUUUCAGAUUUUCUGUGGGAGUCCAGCCACCAUAGAAAAGCUCAAAAAUUUCAGCUUUAUUAUCAUAUGAUACAAGGUGUUAGGCAAAUCACAUUUUGUCUCUGUGCCUCACUUGUAGAAGAGCAUAGCAUGAUGGCACUGGUGCUUUGUCAUAUGAGAUCCUCCUCUGGAAAAUGAUGAUUCUGAACCAAGGAUGAAGGGAAAGCCAGGUUUGGCCUUACUGGGAGCCUCUCUUCCCCACCCACCAAAGUGAGAUGGAGGGGGGGAGUCUUCAUGAAUUUUCAGUUCUUGGAAUGGAACAGCAGAGGUGCUGGCUGCAGCGUGCUGCCUUAAUUUUCUGUUGAACUGCUAUCUUAACAAACCACUACUGACACAUGCCAUACAGGUAAGAGGUGAAUGAAAGAGAUUUGGCCAGUGGGGCAGCCAUCUCCACCUCCCCUCUGAAGUAUGCCACAAGGAAAUGACACUGUGUUACGACACUGUGUUUAGCAAAGCAUUUCCCUUGUUUGGGAAGAUGAUUAUUCACCUAUUGCUACAAUAUAAAGCCUUCAUCUGUAAGUACAUUCUCAAGAUUACAUGAUUUUUAAUAUUUGA